CUGCCAGUCGGGUUACCAGGACAUGGACGGAGUUGUUUGAGUGCUAUUGUUGGGCCCGAGCCGCAAUGUUCAUUGCGUUUCCUCCUUCUCUUCCGUCUCCAAGUUCUGCGUCGUGCGAUUCUUUGAAAUAUGGUGGAAGCUGUCGCCGGUCCGCCAACUCCACUCAGGAAGACACCUCGUGUGCUGGCUCAUGACGAAAAUGGUCAAACUGAAGCCUCCCCGAUUAUCUUCCAGACACCAGGACCCUCGCCUUUCUCCGUGAACGGCUCCGCCGGUGUUCCUUCUACUCGACAGUCGAAACGAGUCAACUUCUCCCCGUACCCGAGCCAUGUCAUACCGCCAUCAGUCGCCAGCAUUGCAAUGAAUUCGAAAUCAGAUCUGAAGACAUUGACGCCGUCGAAUGAACGCAAGCCCUCAAAAUCCAUCCUCAAGUCGACAAGCACGCCGGUUCCCGUGAACACCGUCGAAAGCGAACCUGUGACCCCCGGAAAUUUCGUCAUGCUGCUACACUCGAUUACGGAACAACUUCGGGGGGAGUCUACAACUGCGAAACUCGAUGCUUAUAUGCAUUUCUUUGGGGUGUUGAGGACAUACGAAGGGGUACCGACACUGCAAGAAGUAUCGGAGAAACUGGGCGUGAUCACAGACUACAUGCGGAAGGAUGUCACCAGGGAUCUUGAGAAUGCGGCACCAGUGGACAUCAACCUUGUCUGCCAGGCUCUAAAACUGUCUGCUGCUCUCAUUUGGCACACCGAGAUAUCCCGGCAGCUGUCAGAUGACUUCAGGGUUUUUCUGGUCGAUCACUCCAUCGAUAGGCUUCACGAUGCCAAGGUGCCCAAGUCUGUGUUGAUCCAUUGCAUGUCUAUCCUGUCCAGUCAGAAUUUUGGCCCGAAGAUUAUGAACAAUGCACGCCUGACACGUCUGCUCAAUGGGCUACGCGAUAUCAGCGACAGGGUGAACGGGAAUGGAAUCAUCUCGCAGCGGUUGUGCAUCUAUCAUCGACUCCUCGAACAAUUCAGGUCGUUCUUCAUUUCUCAGGCAGCCCUAUGGAUGGAGCAUCUUAUUUCUGGACUGCUUCACCCCGUCAAAGACACGAGGAUCAAAUCGAUUUCCCUCGGUUCGCAGUUAUCCAAGAUUGCUGGGCCCAAUGCAACGCUAUCCAAGACUAUCCGUGAGAUUUUCGACAAGCCACUCGGCAAGAGCAAAAAUCUGGUGUCUGAGAUCUGCGAGAGAAUGUCACGGAUGAUGGCAUCUACCGACACCAGCUCACAUGUUCCUCAAAUCUGGACCGUCAUUGUUUCCCUUCUGAGAUCCAGAGCGCUGAACAUUGAUCAAUGGGAGCAUUUCAGAGAAUGGGUCCUCGUUCUACAGAAGUGUUUCAAUUGCAGCGAUGCGGCAAUUAAGGCCCAAGCUAUACUUGGGUGGAACCGGUUUGUCGUCGUCGUCGGCCCUAAUGAAACGACCAACCCGUCAGUGAUCAAAAUGCUGAGCAAACCCAUCUUCUCCCAAUUCGAACGAAAAAAGCAGGAGAAGAAUGGAGCAUAUCCAAACCAAUUGGCCGUGUCGAGUUACUUCAACCUCCUAUAUUUUUCUUUCCAUCCAGCUGCCACUCACCCAUUCCUUGACACGGUCUGGCAGGAUUACAUUGCUUCUCCUUCUUUCACUAUAUUCUCCUCGAAUCCAACACUAAGCAACCAUGUUGCACAUGCUCUGUCGUACAUGUUAUGGAGCUCGCAUACCAGGGUUUGGACUGAAGCUACGAUAAGCCAAUGCACCAAGUUUGACCCUAGCUUCUUGCCGGCACUCGAGUGUAAGUGGACCCGGUCGCGUAUCACGUCAGUUCUCAAAGUCUUCGAGAAUCUUUUCAAGUCAGCGCCUUGGACAGAUGGACGGCCUGAGCAAUCAUAUAUCGCCAAUGCGUGGGGCAGCCUCUCGAACGCCUUGUCCUAUGCUUCGAGCAAAGAAAUCACACCGACGCCGGAGUCAAUGCAGGCUGUUGCCGCAGUUCUUGGGCUUCUUCAGCGUUUAUGGAAGUCUGGGCCGUCGUCACUUAACGCAGCUGGUAACUACGACGCUUUCUUCGAACGGUUCCGUUUUCUGUCCACUAAAAUAAUAUCGGAUCUUGGAAGCAUUCCGCUUACCGAGAAACUUCUUCUGAAGACACCUGAUGAAACAUUCCAGGCUGCCACCACACCCACACACCGCGGCCAACGGAAUGACUCAAACAUAAACACUCCUAUUGUGCAUUUCUUGCGCCUGAUCAGCGAUAUCUCCGGUAUUAACGAGCCAACUCCGUCUUAUUUAGACUUGGUCAAUGGCACGCUUGAGGCCUUCUGUAACGGAAAAGAGACUAGAGGUUCACACCUGGAUCUCCUUUGUCAGUGUGUGGACUUACAACCUAGUGAAGCCAAUCCUCAUUCUAAGCAAUAUAAGCUUGACCAGGUUGUCUGGGAAUGCACGGCACGAUUUGCUAUGGAUGCCUUGUACCGUCUGAAAGAGUCUAACCGUGCACCUUCACCUCGCGACUACGAAAACGUCGUCAAGAUCCUCUCCGCGGGUUUGAAGUUUGCCGAUGUUUCCCAAUUCUGGGGCCAACUCCUUGGCUCGUUUACCCAUGCUACGAGGACUGAAAAAGACGACCAGGUAAUUGCAACGAUGGUCCUUGAGCCGGUUUCUGAGGCUGCGAUGCGAUUCCACGAUCGACUUGUUUAUACACCCUCCAUUUCGCUCUUACUACUUCAUUUGUCCGUGUCGUAUGAACGCCCGGAUGUCUCAAAGGCCGGUGGAAGCCAUGGACUACAUAUUCCGGAGCGGCUGCAGACACUAGUCCACAAUACACUUAAAGAGUCCUACGAGGGCUUUGAUCCGGCGAAUAGUGCAGGCGCUGCGGGCUUUGUCGAAUCCCUUGCAUCUUUCUUGGAGUCUGGGGAUUUGGAUUUCCGGUCCAUGGUUCUGGAAAAGCUCCAAGAACCGCUUGUCAAGUGGUUGAAGGACGAGGUGUGCAAACUGGAUGCCGAAUCUGACGUAGGGAGUAGGCAUUUACUCGCUUGUCGCGUACUUUCAUCGGCAGUUCUGAACAUCAUUCAGAUGUCCUUGCCCAACAACCCCUCGUGUCUGCAAAAGUUUGAGCCUAUCAUUUGCGGAGGCCUAGAGUCAUCCCAUGUGUCGACAUCAAAGCGGUUUGUUGACAUGCUGAACACCAUGUCGAAAUCUGACGGAUCGCUGGUCUACGGCGAGUCCAUAUCGCGUGCAUUGCAGAAAUGGCAGUCAGAUAAUCAGAUUCAGCCACCAGCCUCCUCGCCGUUGGUUAAUGGCUCACAGGCCAAUAUCCACAUCAACACGGCUGAUGACAAUUCGGCCCCCAAUUCACCCAAGCCACACCAGGCAUCUGAAAAUCCGACCGUGACUUCGCAUGAUUCAUCUCCGGUUGUCAAGAUGGACGAUUCUGCAAUGCUUUCGCCAGGAGGUCAAAACCAACCCCCAUUACCAGACCAACGUCAACCCGAUGAACUUGCUUUUAUGCAAGGCACCUUGCCACUCUCGGCUGCGACCGCAUCACGCAAGAAGCGUGAGGAACUCUUUUCGAUGAUCGAGAACCUGCGGUCAUCGUCUCCUGCCAUCAUGCCAAAGGAGCUCGGAUUCAUGACUCCCCCGCACUUGCGCAACUUUCGCAACGCUGGUCGCGAUGCUGAGCCUCCAUUGACGCCUACUCUUCCGGUCGUCGCAGCUGAAAACGAAGACGUCUUCCUCGGCUCAUCCCCAACACCUGGUUUAAGAAACCGACCACAGUCUUCUCAGUCAAGACUUGCCUCAUCGCAAAGGGGGAAGACACCCGACACCCAUGCCAAUACGGACCCCCCGUCCUCUCCUCCUACCAUCAAGUCACCGAGUCCAGACGGCCAAGAGCCGCAACACCCUGCUGAACAAGAGAACACGAUGAAUGAACCGCCGAGUUCUCGCAAGUCUCCAAAAAAGAAAUCCAAGAAAGACCGCUCAAACAUCACUCCCUCGAAAGAGAAACCCGUGAGCAAGCGAUUGCGCUCUUCGAAGAAGUCUACUCCGAGUAAGAAAUCUUCGAAGAGGACUGAAUCAAGCAUGCAAUCCGAGGAAGUUGGCGAAUCGACCCCAUUAGGAACUACCAACAAACAGCCUGGCACAGGCGGUGUGGGCAACACCAUUGUGGAUUCAUUCAACGAGGAAGUCAACGAAGACGUUGAAUCCCAAGUUGCAUCUCAACUUGAGCUAGACUUGGAACAUGCCGCGGAUCACGAAGGGGAUCCAAAGGACGAAUCGGCAGAGCUCCCCAACAGUUUCCCCAUGACGAAGAAGAGAAAGCGUGGUGUUGAAGACGCCCAAACUCCUAUGUCAGAGAAGCGCCGCUCGAACCGCCUAACUUCUUCGCAGCCAGCUGCUACGGAUAUUAUUCCAGAACCGAGAAGCACGCGCUCGACGAGGACCUUGGCUGCUGCUUCUCAGCAGAAUGAUACUUCUCCCAACUCGUCGCCGGCUCAGUCUGCUGGUAAGAGACGAAAGGGACAAGAGAAGGUUGGUGCCGAGGAGUCAAUUGAACCAGCAACGGCAGAACAGGAGAAGGUCACUGGUAAUAUCCUGGAGAACGACUCUCAACUGCUGAAAUCCUCUCAGAAUCGGAGAAGAUCGACUCGCCUUGGCACGAUUCCUGAGCAAUCCGGCGCGGAAGAAAGCCCUCGGAAGAAGUCUCGGAAUGCAAGACGCGCUCGUGCGCGCCAGGCCAACAGAGAGAACCGCCAGAAGAGUCUGGAGGCCAGUCAGGAGAUUCGGGAAACUAGUCAAGAGGCUAGUCAAGAGACCAGUCAGGAUGUGAGUCAAAUUCCGGAUUCACAUCCGCAGGAGGAACAAGGUGCAGAAAGCGUCGUUGUGCAGGAGGCUGUCGGCCAGGAAGGAGAGAAAGAACCAGACUUUCCGGUUGAACAGAAUGAGGUCCAGGAACCCUCCAAGCCUACUCCUCCCCCAGAGCAGCCCGCUGAAAUCCAACUUUAUAUUGAAAUGAACCGGCCUGAAGUAAAACUGGAGCAACCCAUCACAGAGCCCGACGUCGAAAUGGAAGACGCAAUAACGGUUCCCAAAAUCGACACCAGUGCACCAGCACAGGAAGAAUCUGUCGUUCCACAAGUCACACAACCCGAACAGCCCACCGAAGCGCCCACCGAGAAGGACACAGACGCUUCUCAAUCAGGCAUAAUCCGCUCAUUCGAGCAGUCAUUGAACAAUCUCAAGUCCACCACCUUAGACGAGAACAGUCUCCGAUAUCUCGACGAACUGUUAUUCAAGAUUCGAGUCGAAGCGCAUGAUGCGUUCCGGAGACAUACUGGUUAAGUUGCAUGCAUAGCGAUGGCGUUGAUCACAUUUUCUUUUUGUUUGAAUACUGUUUUCUAGUUUCUAGUUUCUGGUUAGACCUGGCCUUCGUUUUCAUUUCGCAGCGUUGUUAUUUCUUUUCAUUUUGUAUUUGUCUGUUUAAUGUUUCUGUUUGGGUACAAUUAUGGUGGCAUUAUGCUUAUACUUCAUAUGUUAUAUUCUGGGUUUGGAAAGGGGCUGUAUAUGCUAUUCAUGAAAAGGUGCUAUAGACAAAUAUCAUGUUUUGAUUAAUUGACAGC
Molecule: messenger RNA, 5633 nt
Organism: Aspergillus glaucus CBS 516.65
Lineage: Eukaryota; Fungi; Ascomycota; Eurotiomycetes; Eurotiales; Aspergillaceae
Product: putative telomere length regulator protein (Rif1)
Exons: 3
Coding region: 130-5355 (1741 amino acids)
Biological process (GO): telomere maintenance
Cellular component (GO): nucleus
Source: RefSeq, a predicted model, not a curated record